GACUGUCGAACAGUGUUUUUACGCCUACUGUUAUUUGUAAUUUUUGUACAUAUUUUUAAUUAAAUCUUUAAGAUAAAAACUCCCUAUCUUAUAAAGUUGAAGGCCUUCGUAGUUCAAACUUUGUCAACAUGAAGAAAAAGGUACUGUUAAUGGGUAAGAGUGGCUCAGGGAAGACAAGUAUGAGGUCCAUAAUAUUCGCCAACUACAUCGCAAGAGACACCAGGCGGCUGGGCGCUACAAUCGACGUGGAGCACUCUCACGUGCGCUUCCUCGGCAACCUGGUGCUCAACCUGUGGGACUGUGGCGGCCAGGAAGCUUUCAUGGAAAAUUAUUUUGCUUCUCAAAGAGACAACAUUUUCCGAAAUGUUGAAGUACUUAUAUAUGUGUUUGAUGUGGAGAGUAGAGAAAUGGAAAAGGACAUGCAUUACUAUCAGUCCUGCUUGGAAGCUAUUCUUCAGAAUUCACCGGAAGCUAGGAUAUUCUGUCUGGUGCACAAAAUGGACUUGAUUCCAGAAGAAUCGAGGGAGGAAAUAUUUAAGGAAAGAGAAGAGGAUCUGAAGCGACUCUCCAAACCCUUAGAGUGCACUUGUUUUCGAACCAGUAUAUGGGAUGAAACAUUAUAUAAGGCAUGGUCAAGCAUAGUAUAUAAACUUAUACCUAAUGUUAAAGCUUUAGAAUCUUCAUUGAAACAAUUUGCCUCAAUUGUGGAUGCUGAUGAAGUGCUGCUGUUCGAGCGCGCGACGUUCCUGGUGGUGUCGCACUGCCAGCGGCGCGCGCACCGCGACGCGCACCGCUUCGAGAAGGUCUCCAACAUCGUGAAGCAGUUCAAGCUCUCCUGCUCCAAGCUCGCCGCGCAGUUCCAGAGCAUGGAGGUCCGCAACAGCGUGUUCGCAGCGUUCAUCGACGGGUUCACGAGCAACACGUACGUGAUGGUGGAGAUGUCGGACCCGCGCAUCCCGUCCGAGGCCACGCUCAUCAACAUCCGCAACGCGCGCAAGCACUUCGAGAAGCUGGAGAAGGUGUCGUCCAGCGCGCCCCCGCACUACCAGUGAACCGCCGCCCCGCCCCGCCCCGCCCGCCGCACAACACGCUCCAUCUAUAUGAGGGCUUUUAGGAACUAUAUUAGGGUACGUUCACUGAGCCUAGGCCCGUAAUUAGCGACACCCACUAACUACUAUACUCGGCGACGUACGCUCCAGUGCGUAUAGCAUGAACGCUCAUUUAUCUUUCUCUUUUCGCUGACCUCAAAGCGCAGGCGGCUAGCCUAAUGUGAACGUGUCCUUCACUCAUCAUACAAAAUGACAGACCAUGAAGGAUUGGUCAUUCCAUAUCAAGUUUAUUUUGAGCACUAGACGGCAUAUCACAGUUUCUGGUGAGUUCAUAAUCAUAAGGAUUUACUGCUACCAAAAACACAAUCAUAAGUACUGGCUACUAGUGCAAUGCUAUUCUCGCGCCGGCCCUGGCCGGCCUCAGUCGGUGGUUCCUUACUGUUGGAACAUCACAUCUUCUAAUAAAGCCGCCCGCCUUCUUUCUCCAUACACGUUGAUAUGUAAGUGUAUUUUCAGACAUGUACAAAUACCGUAACCCUAAUUUAUUUAUCUAUGUAUAUUUUUCUUUGAUUCAGUGGCAUUACUAUUUUACGAGAAUUAAAUUGAAAUGAAUAUCCUCUUAGAUUUAUAAUAACAAUUUGAUACAAUACGGAAUUUUGAUUUUAUAUUAAACUACUAUCUUUUUCCGAAGUUGUUCAACGAAGUGUAUUUUUCUGGUAAGUCCAUACGCUUUAUGUGGUAAUUUUAACAUGCGGGCUAAAAUGAUUUAGGUGACGUAACAUGGGAGAUAUUAAUUUUAAACCCGAAUCAUGACAACUUUUAACAGCUGUUUCUCUUUGACUCUCGUUAUCAAUUUGGUCAUAACUUCAUUAUUGUUAUGGCACAAUGCACUAUACUAAAAAUAUAUGAUACUGACCUGCUUCCUUUUUAAGGUUAACUGGCUUUAUUUAAAUAACAUUCAAUUAGUUAAUGACUUGUACACCUGUAUUAGUGCACUGGGGGCUGAUUUUAGAAUUUCGAUCGCUCGAUUUCUUCACUCGAAAGUCGGUGGAAAACGGCGAAAUGCAAUAUUUUGAAAUACGAGCGAGCAAAAUUUGGAAUAUAGUGGUUAGGGAAUGCAAAUCGGUUAUUUUUUGUAUGGUAAUAACCGCGGUUUCGGUUAAUAACCGAUUAUUUCCAUACAAAAAAUAACCGAUUUGCAUUCCCUAAUAGUGGUAUUAACCACUCGAUUUCAAUUCUACUAGUAGAAUUUAAGUGCCUAGUAUUGGAGAUAUUAUUUAACGAAAUACACGAAAUCGAGUGGUCGAAAUUCAAAAAUCGGUCCCCUGUGCAAUAAGGAUGAUCUGGCAAAAAUUGUUAAUAGAUAUUAUAUAGUAUGUAAAUAUAUAGUACAUUAUUUUUAUACGCACUCAUUGCUAAAUUAGUUCGUUUUUUUUUUUGUAUUAGAAAAAAGGUACUUAAACAAACUUGACGUGUCUUUAAUUGAAAAACACUUGAAAAAUAAGUCACGGCAAAUAUUUAAUGUAACAGUUAUGAAUCAUAUAGGUACGAUUAUUUAAAUUUUUUGCUUUCAUAAGUAAUAGUUACUGAUUUUUAAAAGGCGUUUUUAAUUACAAGACACGUCCAGUGCCCUGUUUAUCAAAAGCUUGUGACUUGUAAUACAAGUGGAAGUCCCUUUCUAACAAAAGCUGUCAAAAAGGGACUUCCACUUGUAUUACAAGUUACAAGCUUUUGAUAAACAGGGCACAGAUCGCGUAGUCUUAUUCUAAUGCUAAAAAAACGAACUAUAAAAGAUUCGUAAGAAUAUACCUUGUUGGGAGCUUCACUAGAGGGCGUCACAGAAAAUUGAAUUGGCCGUGAAACAUAGGUCCUACCGACCUAUGUCGUAGCGUGCCGAGUGAUGAUCCCUUAUGACAGUCCCUUCUAGUCUUGAUUGUGCUUCAUUUAGAAAAUAAUUCAACAAAAUAUGUUUUUACCAUAUUUUUAUUACUUAACCCUUGAAAGUCUAUAAGAGCCACCCCACAUCUGGCGUCUUUCGAGCGUCGGCGUCUACUAUUCUAUGGCCGCUGCUCGACGCA
Molecule: messenger RNA, 3127 nt
Organism: Cydia fagiglandana
Lineage: Eukaryota; Metazoa; Arthropoda; Insecta; Lepidoptera; Tortricidae
Gene: RagA-B
Product: ras-related GTP-binding protein A
Exons: 8
Coding region: 129-1052 (307 amino acids)
Biological process (GO): cellular response to starvation; negative regulation of autophagy
Cellular component (GO): Gtr1-Gtr2 GTPase complex; nucleus; lysosome
Molecular function (GO): GTP binding; GTPase activity
Source: RefSeq, a predicted model, not a curated record